This is a messenger RNA of Geosmithia morbida, 1926 nucleotides long. Its product is annotated as protein-serine/threonine kinase. Gene Ontology annotation, molecular function: protein serine/threonine kinase activity; ATP binding. The transcript has 3 exons. Bases 1 to 1926 code for a protein of 641 amino acids. Gene Ontology annotation, biological process: intracellular signal transduction; peptidyl-serine phosphorylation. The record is from RefSeq and is a predicted model, not a curated record. NCBI's taxonomy places the organism in Eukaryota, Fungi, Ascomycota, Sordariomycetes, Hypocreales, Bionectriaceae.
AUGGACCCCAACAAUCGGUUGCACCUCAACUUUGACAGCAACCAACAGAGGUUGCCUCUUCCCAACGACCGCGCCUAUCCCACCACGCCCUCGACCUUUCCCCAGCCCGUCUUCCCCCAGCCUGGGAGCCAACAAGCCGGCGCUGGCGGUCUGCACCCUCAGCCGCAGCAGCAGCCGCAGCAGCAGCAGCAGCAGCAGCAGUAUGCCGCUCAGGGAUACUUCUCCCAGCCUCAGUACCAGCCUCAGUAUGCCGCACAGCAGCAGACCGCCGACACCCCCGCCGCCUACCAGCCCCGGUCCAAUACGCCCGGCAGCGACCCCAACACCGGCCUCGCCCACCACUUCUCCCACCAGAACCUAGGCGGUGCUGCCCCGCGCAACCCGGCCUACGCCCGCAACCCCUCUCCCGGUCGCCGUCCGCGCACCUCGGGGAGCAGCGGUCAGCACCCCGCCCAGUCUGGGUACGGCUCCACGCCUCCUCUGCCCAGCCAGGGUUCCGGCUAUGUCAGCGAGUUCCAGCAGGCUCCAGAGCGGAAUCCGGACAAGUACGGGACCAACGCCAACGGCAACCAGAAGAAGGCCUCCCAGCUGGCUGCUGAUUUCUUCAAGGACAGCGUCAAGAGGGCUCGCGAGCGCAACCAGAGACAGAGCGAACUCGAGCAGAAGCUCCAGGACCCCAGCCAGAGCGCUGCCAGGAGGGAGCAGCUGUGGUCCAACGCUGGACGCAAGGAGGCUCAGUACCUGCGCUUCCUCCGCACGAAGGACAAGCCCGAAAACUACACAACCGUCAAGAUUAUCGGAAAGGGUGCCUUUGGCGAGGUCAAGCUGGUCCAGAAGAAGGGCGACGGCAAGAUCUUUGCCAUGAAGAGUCUGAUCAAGACGGAGAUGUUCAAGAAGGACCAGCUGGCUCACGUUCGAUCGGAGCGUGACAUUCUUGCCGAGUCCGACAGUCCCUGGGUCGUCAAGCUGUACACCACCUUCCAGGACCCUUACUUCCUCUACAUGCUCAUGGAGUUCUUGCCCGGUGGCGAUCUGAUGACGAUGCUCAUCAAGUAUGAAAUCUUCUCCGAGGACAUCACCCGCUUCUACAUGGCCGAGAUUGUCCUCGCCAUCGACGCCGUCCACAAGCUCGGCUUCAUCCACCGCGACAUCAAGCCGGACAACAUUCUCCUCGACCGUGGUGGCCACGUCAAGCUGACCGAUUUCGGUCUCUCGACGGGCUUCCACAAGCUCCACGACAACAACUACUACCAGCAGCUUCUGCAGGGCCGGUCCAACAAGCCCCGCGACCGCAGCUCCGUCGCCAUCGACCAGAUCAACCUGACGGUUAGCAACCGCUCCCAGAUCAACGACUGGCGUCGCUCCCGCCGUCUGAUGGCCUACUCGACCGUCGGAACCCCCGACUACAUCGCCCCCGAGAUCUUCACCGGCCAGGGAUAUUCGUUUGACUGCGACUGGUGGUCCCUGGGUACGAUCAUGUUUGAGUGUCUUGUGGGAUGGCCGCCAUUCUGCGCCGAGGACAAUCACGACACCUACCGCAAGAUUGUCAACUGGAGGCAGACGCUGUAUUUCCCCGACGACAUCACGCUUGGUGUCGAGGCGGAGAAUCUGAUUCGAAGCAUGGUCUGCAACACAGAGAACCGCCUCGGCAGGGGUGGAGCUCACGAGAUCAAGAGUCAUUCCUUCUUCCGCGGCGUCGACUUUGACAGUCUUCGACGCAUCCGUGCUCCAUUUGAGCCCAGGCUGACGUCCAACAUUGACACGACCUACUUCCCCACCGACGAGAUCGACCAGACGGACAAUGCCACGGUGCUCAAGGCUCAGGCUAUCCAGCAGGGUCGUACUGGUCCUGUCGAGGAGUCUCCCGAGAUGAGCCUGCCGUUCAUCGGUUACACGUUCAAGCGCUUUGACAAUAACUUUCGAUAG